GGAGCCGGCGAAUAAUCGGCGCCUAGCAGGCGCGGGAGUUGUGGCGGCAAUGGCGGUCUCGGCACCUGGAUGUCGGAACUGGUCCUUGUGUCCCGAGGUGCCAUCCGCCACCUUCUUCACGGCACUGCUCUCGCUCCUGGUGUCCGGGCCCCGCCUGUUCCUUCUGCAGCCGCCCCUGCCGCCCUCCGGCCUCUCGCUGCGAUCCGAUUGCCUGCGCAACUGGCAAGUUUACAGGCUGGUGACCUACAUCUUUGUCUAUGAGAAUCCAGUCUCCCUGCUCUGCGGUGCUAUCAUCAUCUGGCGCUUUGCUGGGAAUUUUGAGAGAACCGUUGGCACCGUCCGCCACUGCUUCUUCACCGUGAUCUUCGCCCUCUUCUCCGCUAUCAUCUUCCUGUCAUUUGAGGCCGUGUCAUCGCUGUCGAAGCUGGGGGAGGUGGAGGAUGCCAGAGGUUUCACCCCAGUAGCUUUUGCCAUGCUGGGAGUCAACGCUGUCCGCUCUCGGAUGAGGAGGGCCCUGGUAUUUGGCAUGGUUGUGCCCUCAAUGGUGGUGCCAUGGCUCCUGCUGUGUGCCUCCUGGCUCAUUCCCCAGACUUCUUUUCUCAGUAAUGUCUGUGGACUUGGAAUUGGGCUAGCAUAUGGCCUCACAUACUGCUAUUCCCUCGACCUCUCAGAACAAGUAGCAUUGAAGCUCGACCAGAAGUUCCCUUUCAGCUUUAUGAAGAGGAUUCCGAUAUUCAAAUACAUCUCAGGCUCUUCAGCUGAAAGAAGGGCAGCCCAGAACCGGAAGCUGAACCCUGUGCCCGGCUCCUACCCCACACAGAGCGGCCACCCUCAGCUAUCCCCAAGCUACCCUGUGGCCCAGAUGCAGCACGCCAGUGGCCAGAAACUAGCCUCCUGGCCAGCCUGUGCUCCUGGCCACAUGCCCAGCCUGCCUCCCUACCAGCCUGCCUCUGGCCUGUGUUAUGUGCAGAACCAUUUUGGCACAACCCCUAACUCUUCCAGUGUCUACCCAGGUUCCACAGGGGCCUCCUUAGGGGUCCAGCUCCCUCCCCCACUCAACUGCCAUGGCAUUGAAUAUUCCGGGGCCCUGCCCACUCCAGAGACUUCAGGCUCCAAGGAGGGCUCAAGGGUCCUGAUCCCCUGAUGGGAAAUUUCUAGGGAAAUUAUCUUACAUUUCCACCUUCUGAAGAAGGUCCUCUCUGUGCUAAGGUUUUCUUGACAAAAAAUUAUUGAACACCUCUAUGUGCCAGGCUCUGUGUUGAGUACUUUGAUAUAUGUCCUUCUUUCAUCCUCAUGACAACUUUGUGAAGUACAGUUUAUUGCCUCCAGUUUAUAGCUGUAGAAGCAGGACUGAGUAUAUGAAGUCACCUAGCUCUGGAGUGGCACAGCCGGGGUUCUUGACUCCAGGCCUGGGGCUCCUCCCACCUACUGUCCUGCCUCCCAAAGAAUGCAUACCUAGGAGAAGAGUGCAUUGGUUGUCCGUGGCUAGUUCCACUCUGCAUUUCCUUCCUGUCACUCUAUAGUGCUCUUGAUUGUAUAGUGUCUUUGUCUGCCCUUCAGGAGCUCCCAGCUAGUGGUUUCGGCAGUCCCCAGGCCUGUGGAGUGUUUUUCCCCUGCAGUGACCGCCCACUCCCCACCCCUUAAAACUUCUGCCCCAGAAGUAGAAGGACCAAUGUGAACCUCAGCAGCACACUGGUGGAUUCAUAGUGUUGAUUAUCUUUGUAUAAAGAAAUAGCCUCCAACAACCUGCCGUUGGUCUCUGUCUCUGCGUUCUGGCUAGGGAAUAUGAAAAGCAGGAUUUGGGCAAGGGUGAUAUAAGAUGUGGUGGCAAAGAGGAGAGAGAUAGCAGGGGUCAAGUCAGGCAAAUGGCCUUCGCCCACUGGGGAUCUGAUAUGGGAAAUGAGUUGCAAAGGUACUGGGAGAGAUGAAAGGGCAAACAGAAAGAUUUGGCAACCUUGAGAUUAGCGACAACAGGAAGCCACUACUCUGGGAGGAGGGCGUGUUGCCGGAGUUCCAAGUGGGACCACCAUGAGAGGGGCCAUCUGCAAGGCCUUAUACCACAAAGUGAUGCUAGCUUCUCUGCCUGUCAUCUAACAUCAGAGUCUCCCAUGGGCCAAAUUAACCAGGAACUUUUUGGCAAGUAAGCCCAGGAAAUAUAGUUUGGGAUAGGAGGGUGACUCCUCUGAUGUAAGACAGGACAGGAAUAUGAGCCAUCGAGCACUUGACCAGCCUGAGGAGAGCACAUGGCUUGUAAGAAGCCUUCAGCUGGAGCUCACCGCAGUGGGCGCACGUUGAGAAAGCGUGCCACGUUGCAGGUGUUUUCAUGGCUAUUAUUACAUGACAUUUGUUAAUUCCAGAAGCCGGAUGGCCUACUCAGCUGACUGAUAGGUUCUGGGUAUUAGAAGUGAGUAAGACACCUACGAAUCCACCCAGCCCAGAUGAGGGCAGGCAGUGACGGGCACCUGGGUGACCUGCACUAUAUGAGGGGGUGAGGGAUGAAGCUGAGAGGGUGACUCCCAGCUGGAUUGUGCAGUAGGAUUAUCAGCCAGGGCAUUGGGUGCUCAGACUACAGCUGGGUUUUGUCCGCAG
Molecule: messenger RNA, 2589 nt
Organism: Molossus molossus (Pallas's mastiff bat)
Lineage: Eukaryota; Metazoa; Chordata; Mammalia; Chiroptera; Molossidae
Gene: RHBDD2
Product: rhomboid domain containing 2
Exons: 4
Coding region: 50-1144 (364 amino acids)
Cellular component (GO): membrane
Molecular function (GO): serine-type endopeptidase activity
Source: RefSeq, a predicted model, not a curated record